This is a messenger RNA of Mesocestoides corti, 1035 nucleotides long. NCBI's taxonomy places the organism in Eukaryota, Metazoa, Platyhelminthes, Cestoda, Cyclophyllidea, Mesocestoididae. The record is from the annotation of a GenBank genome assembly.
AUGAAGAAAAUACUGGAAGAGAGCAAUGGAUGGUUGCCCUUUGAUAUUUUGCUAAAAUUUAAGCGUCUUAAUCAGCUAUCCAGUGAUCUCAAUACCAUCAAAAAUGCCCUUGCAGAUUCUUCAUUGGUUGAAGUUGGUGAACUGGGUGUUCGACGGGUUCCGUCAAACCCUCCACCAGGAAACCUGUCAGAGGCCCUCUCAAUCCACUCUGACAGAGCUCUUUACGUAAAAGGAUUCCCUACGGACUUGGGCCUUGAUGAGAUAAUUGCAUGGAUUGAAACUAUGGCUGGCGAAACUUACGAUGUAUUCUGCAGACGUCUACCUAACAAGAAAUUUAAGGGCAGUAUAUAUGUCACGUUUAAGACAAAGGAGGCGGCUGAAAAAUUCAUGACCGACGCAUGUUGCAGUGAAUACAAAGGGAAACCCCUCCUUCGGAAGUGGUAUACCGCAUACAUAGAGGAAAAGAAAAAUGAAAAACAGGCAAAAGCAGAAGAGAAAAUCAAAAAGGCAGAUCGUAAAAAAGCCCAGAUUGUUUCACAGAUGACUCCAUGCGCCCUUCUUGAAAUUUCCGGUCUGCCAGUGUCUUCAUCAGCUGUAGAACCUCGGUCAUCCGGCGACUCCGUAGUUAGUGAGAAAGAGCAGAAAGAGGCUAGUGAAAAAGGCACUGAAGACGCUGGAAAUCAUGGGGACUGUGGUGACGAGGUUCCUUCCCACGAGGAAAAAAUCGAUGGUGAUAAGCGCACCGUCAGUUUACUAAAGGCGUGGAUCAAUGAAAAGCUCGAAUCAAGUGUUCCUAUUGCAUGGAUUGACGUUGAGCCCUCAGCAAACAAGGCUAUCAUACGGUUCAAGGAGCCGAACUCCGCAUCAGCUGCUUUGGAAAAGCUUACGAAGGCCUUUAAAGACGGUAAAAUAAUGUACAGUGGAUCGCAUAUUACUGGCCGCGUCAUUAAAGGUAGUCUGCCCUUUUUUUUAUUUCGUUUAAUUUUGGUGUUAUUGUAUUAUGUUGUUAGUGUUUCCGGCUAUCAGACAAACUAG